AGCAUUAUCAACAACCAUUUAUAAUUCAGCAUCCUUCGACGCCAUUGUGCCGACUAAUCGUGUUUUUCAAUUUAUUUGCCCGCAUUAACUGAAGUUAUUAGAACAAACUAAAGCGAGGGAAAGGCUACUAGCGAUCUCGCUUAUUUUAACCAGGGUACUAUUAUAGCCAUGAAGCGAGAAGCUGACGGUGACAUGGGCUCCCCACAGAAACGUACAAGAAGAGGAGAUGAAGAAGUCCGUUUGCUUAUACCUAGUAAGGUUGCUGGUUCCAUAAUUGGUAAGGGAGGACAAAAUAUAACGAAGUUACGUAGUCAGUACAAAGCCUCCAUAACUGUCCCUGAUUGCCCGGGCCCUGAACGCAUGCUGACACUCUCCUCCGACUUGGAAACCGUCUGCAGCAUCAUCAACGACGUCGUUCCCAACCUAGAAGAGAAUGGAGCAAGAGUGAGCAAUGGAAACGAAUUGGAUCUACGUAUGAUGAUACAUCAGAGUCAAGCUGGCUGCGUCAUCGGAAAAGCUGGUCACAAAAUCAAGGAAAUUCGCGAGAAAAUUGGGGCCCGUAUUAAAAUAUUUUCCAACACUGCACCGCGCAGUUCCGAUCGCAUUAUCCAAAUUAUCGGUGAGCCCGAUAAAUGCAUUGAGACCGUUAGGGAAGUCCUAACUCUCAUCAAAUCCAGCCCCAUUAAGGGCGUAGUCAACCCGUACGACCCCCAUAACUACGAUGACUUUUACGCGGAAGAGUACGGCGGCUGGGGCAGCUCUGGCGGCAGCGGCGGCGGCGGUGGGGGCGGCAGCGGGGGCGGCGGCGGAAAUUCCGGCCGCAGGAGCGGCCCCGAUGGCGGGGGCCCCCCGAAUCGCAACGGUUUCAGGGACGGACCUCCAGCCUCGGCUGGAGGCGGCCGUUUCAACAGCAACCGCCAAGGACCGCCGCCCCCAAGAGGAAACUCUGGAGGUUUUAACGAUAGACAAGGCGGCGGCGGCGGGGGUGGUGGAAUGCUGCCGAGAAACAAUUUCGGCGGCGGCAGCAGCAGCGGAGGCGGCGGCGGCCUCGGCGGCGGCAGCAGGAUGAACGGAAACUCCAACAGCUACGAAAGAAACGUGUGGAACACCGGGCCUAGCAACAACAACGGCGGCAACUACAAUCAGCCGCCCCCGAUGAUGAACCAAGGGGGCGGCGGGGCGCCGCCUUCGCUGGCCAGCGGCGGAGCCAUCAACAAAGCCGGACCCGGCGGAAAGAACACCACCCAAGUGACAAUACCCAAAGAUCUUGCCGGGGCUAUAAUCGGCAAAGGGGGCGGUAGAAUACGCAAAAUCCGCCAAGAUUCGGGAGCGGGGAUUACUAUUGAUGAACCUCUGCAAGGUUCCAACGACCGCAUCAUAACCAUUUCCGGUAUGCCCAACCAGAUACAGAUGGCGCAAUAUUUGCUUCAGCAAAGUGUUCACAACAACUCCGAACGCAAUAACUACUAAGGAAUUCAACAUAUUCUGAUAAAUCCAUAUAUAUUUUAGAUAUACCCAAUAUUUAAACAAUAAUAAAACGAUUCAUUCCAAUUUUCUUUAUAUGGGCAUUAUACUGUUAAAAAAAGUAUAUUGUAAUUAUUACAUCACACUUAAAGUAUCGCGCGUUUUUAUUAGACUUAUAUACCUAUCUUAUAUUAUGUUUAGAAAAAUUGACCUCUGUAUCAAGGUGCAUUAAUUUUUAUUUCUAGGUAAAAACGUUGUAUUUUUUUAAAGGGAGUCCUUUAUUCAAAAACGAAAUAUCUUAUUUUUAUAUUCAUAUAUACCACUUUAUUGAUGAUGAACUGUUCGUAUAUUCAUAUAAUAGAGCUAACACGAGUGUAUAGUACUAACCGUAAUUUUUUACGUCGGGAACAAUCCAGUACAAAUUUAUAUCUUUGUUGUUCCAAACGCGACUUCAAAUAUUCUACCAAAUAUUUUUAUAGGCUUAGUUUCUGAUAUAUGUAAGUAAGUGUUAUGUAUUCAAUAUGUAAUAAUAUCAAUAAAAUAUUUCAGUAAAAAUAA
This is a messenger RNA of Brassicogethes aeneus, 2022 nucleotides long. The record is from the annotation of a GenBank genome assembly. Lineage: Eukaryota; Metazoa; Arthropoda; Insecta; Coleoptera; Nitidulidae.